AUGAGACCAGGCCCCGACAUCAAAGAUUACGAAAUGACGAUCCCAGGGCUUAGUCUUGACCAGUGGAACAACAAGAACAUUCCGCCUGUGCUUGCGAAUCUUUUCCUUCCAUCGCCGGCCUGCACCGUUGAUCAGCUCGUGAAGCGCACGUGGUGCACCCAAAAACCGCUGCGCUGCUGGGAAGACGGAACCAGUCUUAUGUUUUCUAACGAUGCACCUAUAGGCCCGCGCGAGGUCCCCCCAUGGUUCCUCUCGAUCCGCAAUAUAUAUCUCAACUCGCUGAACAUGCAGCAGCCGAAUCAGAGCGCGGACGCCCUCUUGCUGGGCAUCCGCCACCUACCGGCCAUCCGGUUUGGCUGGCCGGAAGUUAUCCGCAGGCUACUCGAACGAGAUUGUUGGAUUAGCGAUGAAGUCCUCGAUCGUGUUUCCGCUAUGAUCAACACCCUUGUGCGGGGGACGCCGCGAGAACACGACACAAUGACAUAUUCCAUUCAUGUCAGCAAGUUUCCCGAAGGGGCGAUCACGCAGAAGUUUAGGUCGUGGGGGCGGAAGAAACGUUUCCACAGGAACGCGAACAUCCUCGUACCAUGGCAUCUCCCAGAUCACUGGAUCCCUGUUGUGUUCAAGAUCAGCGAGAGCAAGGUUCUUUACGCCGACUCCAAGCCCCAGUAUACGAAGUCCCACAAUCUCUGGCCGGCGGCGGAGCGUACCAUACUGGCAGCGGCUCGAGGAAUAGAUGCAGGGUUAAAUAUUCCCGAACGGCACUGGGUCAUAGAUUCGGAAACGUUGAUAUGCGGCGUGCAGGAUGACAGUUCUUCUUGCGGCAUCGCAACCGCAAUGACACUGUUGCGGUAUGCCUUCCCCGAUCGUCCCUCCUUCGUUUCAGGAUGCGCUGCGGAACAGCGCUGGGAGUUGCUCUUGGAAUUGGUAUCGAACGCCGAGGCGACCCCCCUCGGUCGUUCCGAACACGCUAGUGUUUGGGAGGAUGAAUCCCAUCCGCCUCCCCUGGUCCUUUUCAAUCCAUCGCCGCCGGAGCCCCAGGGCGCCAUGUUGGAGCAGAAGGCCACGCCGUCCCGGUUCCAACCGCCGCCAUCACAUUUCCAGAGCGACCCAGCGGAUCGAACGGUUGGUCUACUUUCACCCCGUGCGGUCAUCCGGUUCGGCCGACAGACGGUAGAAUCUGGACUGAUUCGUUCGCUUCCAUCACCGGCAACAUCGGGAGGCAUGUCAGCCGCGGGCCCAUCCGAGCUCGCAUGCGUUCCCCCAUCUACGUCGUCUUUCAAUGGUGACAUCGCAGCGGUCAAACAAGAGCCCAAGCGCGCCGUACCGCCGCCUUCAUUAUUUCAGGGCGAUUUGGUGGGGCCAAUGGCAAUACGCGCCGCAAGUCUUUCACUUCCGACGGCGUUUGAAGGGGAAGACACCAAGAUGAACAAGCAUUAUGGCCUGUGA
Molecule: messenger RNA, 1449 nt
Organism: Epithele typhae
Lineage: Eukaryota; Fungi; Basidiomycota; Agaricomycetes; Polyporales; Epitheliaceae
Exons: 4
Coding region: 1-1449 (482 amino acids)
Biological process (GO): proteolysis
Molecular function (GO): cysteine-type peptidase activity
Source: RefSeq, a predicted model, not a curated record